Scylla paramamosain (green mud crab) is the source of this 1498-nucleotide messenger RNA. Its product is annotated as gastrula zinc finger protein XlCGF67.1-like. Gene Ontology annotation, biological process: regulation of transcription by RNA polymerase II. Bases 226 to 948 code for a protein of 240 amino acids. The record is from RefSeq and is a predicted model, not a curated record. NCBI's taxonomy places the organism in Eukaryota, Metazoa, Arthropoda, Malacostraca, Decapoda, Portunidae. Gene Ontology annotation, cellular component: nucleus. Gene Ontology annotation, molecular function: DNA-binding transcription factor activity, RNA polymerase II-specific. The transcript is spliced from 2 exons.
AGAGAGGGGAGACCUGUGCACCGCUGUGCUGCACUGUGCUUAGAUGUCCCUGGUUCACUCCUGAGGCUGUACCAUUCUUGCCCUUAUUACCAGGCCAGCAUCCAGGCCGCCACCCUGCCUGGCACUGACGGCUGUCUGGCCUCCCCGAGGGUCCCUGCAGGACUGGACGUGGCGUGUGCUGGCGGGAGUGGUGCUGCGGUGGAGAUCGUGAGGCCGGGCAGCAGCAUGAGCGGCCGGUGGCGGCGGCAACAGCAGCAGCAGCAGCAGCAGCAGCAGCAGCAGCAGCCAGCCUCAGGUGUGGGGAGGCGCAGGUGUGGUGGCAAGAAUCACCUGGAGGCAGGCAGCUCUGUCCACAGAGGAGAGAGCAAGUUUGAGUGCCAGCAGUGUGACAAAACUUUUGUAUCCAGACAAGGCCUUAAGUACCACACCCUGACACACAGUGGUGUUAGAAAUUAUGAGUGUGGUGAGUGUGGCAGGAAAUUUACCCAAAAGUGUCACCUCUCUAAACAUACCCUGACACACAGUGGUGUUAGAAAUUAUGAGUGUGGCGAGUGUAGCAAGAAAUUUACAAGUAAGUCUAACCUCAACACACACACCCUGACACACAGUGGUGGUAGAAAUUAUGAGUGUGAUGAGUGUGGGAAGAAAUUUAUCCGCAAGUCUCACCUCACCACACACACCCUGACACACAGUGGUGUUAGAAAUUAUGAGUGUGAUGAGUGUGGGAAGAAAUUUACCCACAAGGGUAGCCUCACCACACACACUCUGACACACAGUGGUGUUAGAAAUUAUGAGUGUGGUGAGUGUGGGAAAAGAUUUACCACCAUUUCUCGUCUCAAUCAACACGCCUUCAGACACACUGGGGUGAGGGAGUUCGAGUGUGAUGUUUGUGGCAAGUGUUUCAAGACAAAGGCUGAUAUUGCCAAGCACGUGAAGAUCCACUUCUGAGGUGGUGGUGUGUGGACACAUGGGGCCACACCUGUACCUGUGGUGGUGGUGGUGGUGGUGGUGGUGGUGGUGGCCGUGCCUGUGUGUGCUGUGAGGGAGUCAUGACCACAGCAGUUUUGUGUGGUGGUGGUGGUGGUGGUGGUGGUGUGGGGGAGUCAUUGCCCCAGCAGUUUUGUGUGGUGGUGGUGGUGGUGGUAGUGGUGUGGGGGAGUCAUGGCCCCAGCAGUUUUGUGUGGUGGUGGUGGUGGUGGUAGUGGUGUGGGGGAGUCAUGGCCCCAGCAGUUUUGUGUGGUGCUGGUGGUGGUGUGGGGGAGUCAUGGCCCCAGCAUUUGUUUUGUUGGCAGUGCAGGUGUGACUUUCAAUAAAUGUGUGUGUGCAGUAAACCUUUGUUUGUGUAUUCACCAGGUGUAGUAUACAGGGCCUCAGAUACAGGAAUAUAUUGUAGUGAGGCAGCCCCUCUCUCUCCUUGCCUCAAGUGUUUGUGUAUUCACCAGGUGUAGUAUACAGGGCCUCAGCUACAGGAAUAUAUUGUAGUGAGGCAGCCCCUCUC